AUGUUUAAAGUCAACACCAUCACCGUGGGCGCCGCCGUUGCGCCCACCAUCAUCGAAACCUACAUCUCGCACUACCUAAAUCGCAAACCGCUCAAGCAGAAGCCCACAGCGCACAUCUCAUAUCACGAAGGCCUCGAACUCAUAAGAAGAUUUUUGCACUAUGCGUCCUUCCACGCUGUCGACGAGCUGCAGGCCUUCACCUCGCAGUGGGUGCCGGUACCGCACUGGGUCCACGUCGACAACCUCGUGAUCCCCAACGCGCAAUUGAAACGCUCCGCCGACUACGUACGCGCGCAGCUGGGUCCUGAUGGCAUCAAAGCAGUUGGCGGCAACACGUGGUGGGAGUGGAGAAGGGAGGGAAGCGAGGGCCUUAAGGCCGAAUGGAUUGAAAUGCGCAAGGAUAUGGAGGAGCGCAAGAAGUCACCCAAUGUAAAAGGCCAGAGAGUCAUGCUGUACGUGCACGGCGGGGCAUACUACUUUGGCAGCGUGGACGAGCACCGCUAUCAGAUGCAGCGGCAUGCGCGGAAGCUGAAGGCCAGGGUCCUGGCGCCGAGGUAUAGGCUUGCACCGCAGUUCCCGUUUCCGUGUGGGUUGAUGGACUGUCUUGCCAGUUACCUAUACCUGCUGGAACAGAAACAUGAUCCGUCUACUAUAAUCUUGGCGGGUGACUCGGCUGGCGGCGGCAUGGUGUUGACGAUGUUGGUGGUGAUGCGCGACCAGGGCAUACCUCUUCCCGCUGGCGCGAUAUUGCUAUCCCCGUGGGUAGAUCUUACACACAGCUUUCCUAGCCUGGCUGGGGAUGGCAAAUUGGAUUAUAUCCCAGCGCAUGGCUUCGUUCACAAGCCAAGCCUAAGCUGGCCACCACCGAACGCUGACGACCUACUUGCACUCGAAGGCAUCAAACCCAGCAAUGAAAAGCCAAAGCCGGAAACUGCACCCACGCGGGAAGAAAAGAAAGAAGAGAAGUCGGCCAAGAAAGAAGAAAAACAAGACCGCGUACGGGGCUUUUCGCUCACCACGGCCGAGAAGCCAGAUCUGGAGGACCUGCUGAACGCGCCGGUCUCAGAUAAGAGCAACGGAGCUGGGCCAGAAACCUGGAUCUCGCAGGACGGCAAAUAUAGUAUAGGACCCAAAUCGACGCUUUCUCUCCAGCUGGACGGAAAGCUAAUCGAGAUCAAGGACCAGAUCCAGAUGUAUGCGCCGAACCACAUGCUCACGCAUCCGCUGGUUUCGCCGGCGCUGCAGCCUUCGUUGGGUGGACUUCCCCCUCUUUUGAUCCAGGUUGGUGGAGGAGAACUUCUGCGCGAUGAGCAGAUCUACAUUGCUCACAAGGCUGCUCAGCCGCUUGCAUACCUUCCUCCCCCAUCGAACCAUCAAACAGCCGAAGCUAUCCAGGCCCAAGCAGCCAGAUACAGACCUACUAACGUACAAUUACAAGUUUGGGAUGACCUGUGCCAUGUCGCUCCGACGCUUAGUUUCACCCGGCCGGCAAAGCACAUGUAUCGCGGAGUCGCGCAAUUCGGCGCGUGGGCACUCGCUCGCGCGCAGAAAACCUCGAUUGAUAUCAUGGAUGAUGAGAGUAUUUCAAUCGUCAGUAGCGACUCGGCGUCUACUUCGUCGGAUAGCCAGCUUGGUGCUGAAGACAUCAAGUUGAGCAUGCCGCAAAGCGCGCAGCACGUGGGCUUCGAAAGCGUGAAUACGAAGGAAGAGCAGGGUGCUGUGGUGGGUAGAGCCGGCGACCCCAUACCGGCUUUUGAAAAUCAUAUGAUCCGCCAACGGGUCGAUCGUCAUGGACGCAUCUACCCACUUCCGCCGCCGCAAGAGUUGGAGGCACUCACUUUACCGAGCAUCGAAGUCGGCGUGCCAAAGAAGGGUCCAGUCAAUAAGUGGAUGAAGGCGCAGCAGCAGUGGAAUGGCAAGUUUGCAAAGCAGAAGCUCAAGAUCCAAAGACGUAGAAUGAGGGAUAUGGAGAAGGGGUACGAAGGAUUCGACGGCGAAAAGCCGCCUCCAACCGCACUGGCAGGCCGCAGAGUAAAAGGCAUGGAGAAGGAAAAGAAGGCCAAGAAGAGCUGGGGUAUGGCGCUGUGGAGUCUGUGGGGAAGUAAACACGAUGAAGCUACACUCGACCGCGAAGACAAAAGGGAUCAUUCUUCAGCUGCAGAACCACCUGCUCAAGAUACCACAACAACAGACGGAGCAGCCGACGGCGCUUCAGAUUUUAAGUCCCCUACUUCUCCGCGGUCAAGCCGCCGCAAAUCUGAAAAACACCUCGCCCCCGCCCAUUCCACGGCACGCUCUCGCUCACGCUCCCGUCACUCCACCGUCACAGACCGCGGCCAGGUCUCGGCCUCUAUGGAAAACCUCGCGCACCUGGCUCCACCGACGCCCACCCUCGCCGACGCAACUGUCAUCGCGCCGGAGCGAGAUGAUAGCCACGGUGCGCCAACGCCAACACUCGUACUCCCAGCGGAUGAACACAGGCCGCAGAGUCCACCGACAUUGAUCCCCGCGACGGACACACUGAGUACGCGGCCGACGAGGGGUGGAGUCGCGUAUCCGUUCAGCUUGAGGGUUGACGGGGAGGGUUCGGGCGGUGCGAAUGCCAGCAUGCUAACUUUGCAGAGCGUGCAUAUGGAAACGCCCGGUCUGGAGGAGGGCAGCAAAGGGUUUCCCAGGGUGAGUGGGGACGGCGAAGCGCUAGGAAAGGAGGCUGAGAAUGGGGAAGACAAGAUUGGAGAGAGGCCGGGUGUAGAGCGCUUCGUUACCGCGGACAUUGGGGCGCUUGCCGCCUCUUCAUCUGCACCUGCGGUAGAAGAGCACGUAGAAAGGCCUGGCGUCGAGCGCUUUGAAACGGCAAGAGAGGACCUGAGCACUUUGGCUUCUUCGGCUGCUGGUGCGAAUGGGAAGGUAUAG
Didymosphaeria variabile is the source of this 2913-nucleotide messenger RNA. RefSeq lists its product as uncharacterized. Lineage: Eukaryota; Fungi; Ascomycota; Dothideomycetes; Pleosporales; Didymosphaeriaceae. The coding region runs from base 1 to 2913 and encodes 970 amino acids. Gene Ontology annotation, molecular function: hydrolase activity. The transcript is spliced from 2 exons. The record is from RefSeq and is a predicted model, not a curated record.